AUGGCGGCGGCCGGGCGCGGCGGUGUCCUCUGGCGGCAGGCGGCGAGCCGGCUGUGGGCGGUGCGGGCCGUCGCGGCGGCGCCCCCAGGGGCGCGUGCGGGUAAGAAGCAGUCGGGAGCGGGGGACCGCGGCGGGGCGGGCGGUAUCCUUGUGGUCCGCGGGCCUGGGGCGCCGGGCUCUUCGGGUCUGACCAAGGAUCAGCUGCCCGGGCCCUACCCACGCACGGCGGAGGAGCGGGCGGCCGCCGCCAAGAAGUACAACAUGCGGGUGGAGGACUACCAGCCCUACCCUGACGACGGCUUCGGGUAUGGUGAUUAUCCCAUGCUCCCUAAUAAGUCCAUACAUGAGCGAGACCCCUGGUACCAGUGGGACCAGCCAGAUAUGAGGCGCAACUGGGGAGAGCCGAUGCACUGGGACUUUGACAUGUAUAUUCGGAACCGUGUUGAUACAUCCCCCACUCCAAUUCCGUGGCAUACUAUGCGCAACCACUUCCUUAUUUUUUUUGGUGCCAUGCUGGUCAUGUUUGCUCUUGGAGAGAUCUAUCCAUCUUACAGGCCUGUGGGACCGAAGCAGUAUCCCUUCAAUGACCUGUAUCUGGAGAAAGGAGGAGACCCCAAUAAAGAGCCACCAGCUGUGAUUCACUACAAAAUCUGA
This is a messenger RNA of Numida meleagris (helmeted guineafowl), 654 nucleotides long. It is a transcript of the gene NDUFB8, whose product is annotated as NADH:ubiquinone oxidoreductase subunit B8. Bases 1 to 654 code for a protein of 217 amino acids. Gene Ontology annotation, biological process: mitochondrial electron transport, NADH to ubiquinone. The record is from RefSeq and is a predicted model, not a curated record. Gene Ontology annotation, cellular component: mitochondrion. The transcript is spliced from 5 exons. Lineage: Eukaryota; Metazoa; Chordata; Aves; Galliformes; Numididae.